AUGUCUUUGAUCAAUGUUUUAGAAAUUGCACCAUUUUUGGCCUUUGUGUUAAUAAUGAUACAGCAACUUACUGCAAAACUUGACACACGUAUGGAAAGAUUAACUGCGGAUCUUACAUCACGAGAUGCCACAAUUGUGGUCGAGGGACAGAGAAUCCUGACAAUG
Molecule: messenger RNA, 165 nt
Organism: Racocetra persica
Lineage: Eukaryota; Fungi; Glomeromycota; Glomeromycetes; Diversisporales; Gigasporaceae
Source: the annotation of a GenBank genome assembly